Penicillium canescens is the source of this 1143-nucleotide messenger RNA. Its product is annotated as mannosyltransferase complex subunit MNN9. The transcript has 2 exons. The coding region runs from base 1 to 1143 and encodes 380 amino acids. Gene Ontology annotation, biological process: protein N-linked glycosylation; cell wall mannoprotein biosynthetic process. Gene Ontology annotation, cellular component: mannan polymerase complex. Lineage: Eukaryota; Fungi; Ascomycota; Eurotiomycetes; Eurotiales; Aspergillaceae. Gene Ontology annotation, molecular function: alpha-1,6-mannosyltransferase activity. The record is from RefSeq and is a predicted model, not a curated record.
AUGGCCGUCGCACGCUCGAUGCGCCGCACGAGCCCAAUCAGCCUCCUGCUAGCAGCACUUUUAGCAUUCGGCUUCAUUUGCUACAUGCUCAAUCCCAUGACACCCUCCGCAUCAACAUCCGCAUCCGCCGCAUCCUCACAACAACGACAAGAAAACGCCGCCGAACACCCCCUCUCCCCACCCACGAAACCCUUCUUCAAAUCCCCAGCCAUCCGCAGCGAUGGCCACCAAGCCGCACCCCCAGUCGUGCACUACAACCUCAACAGCCUAACCAGCACGGCGAAUUCCGUCGCCAACGGCGAGCGGGUCCUGAUCCUCACCCCGCUAGCCCGCUUUUAUCAAGGAUACUGGGAUAACCUGGAGAAAUUGAGCUAUCCCCACGAGUUGAUCUCGCUGGGCUUUAUAGCCCCGAAAACAACCGAGGGCAAUGCUGCUGUCGCCGCGCUGGAGAAGGCUAUCGCGAAGACUCAGUCUGGGCCUAUUGAUAGUCGGUUCGCGAGUAUCAGUAUCCUGCGCCAGGAUUUCGAACCACCACUCACAUCCCAGAAUGAAAAGGAACGGCAUAAACUCGGCGCGCAGAAGGAGCGACGUGAGUCGAUGAGUCGGGCGCGGAAUAGUCUCGUCUUUACAACACUCGGUCCGGCCACUUCUUGGGUUCUCUGGCUAGACGCCGAUAUUGUUGAGACGCCUGCCUCUCUCAUCCAAGAUUUGACGAGCUUCGAUCAACCCGUCAUUGUGCCGAAUUGUUUCCAGCGGUAUUACGACUCCUCGAAGCGGAAGUGGGAUAUACGGCCGUACGACUUUAACUCGUGGGUUGAUAGUGAGCAAGCGCAGAACCUCGCUGCGGGAAUGGGCCCUGAUGAGAUUUUGCUGGAGGGGUAUGCGGAGAUCCCGACGUAUCGCACGUUGAUGGCUUACCUGCCUGAUUUCAAGAAGCUUAAUCCUAAUAAGAUGCUUGCGCUUGAUGGGGUUGGGGGCACGGCGCUACUGGUUAAGGCUGAUGUGCAUCGGGAUGGAGCAAUGUUCCCUGCUUUCCCUUUCUUUCAUCUUGUUGAGACCGAGGGCUUUGCGAAGAUGGUUAAGAGGUUGGGGUAUGAGGUUAUUGGGUUGCCGGAUUACUUUGUUUACCAUUAUAACGAGUAA